Molecule: messenger RNA, 973 nt
Organism: Harpegnathos saltator (Jerdon's jumping ant)
Lineage: Eukaryota; Metazoa; Arthropoda; Insecta; Hymenoptera; Formicidae
Product: activator of basal transcription 1
Exons: 3
Coding region: 148-858 (236 amino acids)
Biological process (GO): endonucleolytic cleavage in 5'-ETS of tricistronic rRNA transcript (SSU-rRNA, 5.8S rRNA, LSU-rRNA); small-subunit processome assembly; endonucleolytic cleavage to generate mature 5'-end of SSU-rRNA from (SSU-rRNA, 5.8S rRNA, LSU-rRNA)
Cellular component (GO): nucleolus
Molecular function (GO): RNA binding
Source: RefSeq, a predicted model, not a curated record
AAGGACCAAUAGUUACUAAGCGCUCAGUGAGCGCUUUGUUUUCUGAACGCAACCAAUAACUAAACGCUUAGUAAACAGCUAUUUCUGCUAAACGUGGUCGUUGUGUGCUUUGAUUAUAAACAGGAAACUUAAUAUUUUAAUAUCGAAAUGGAUCACGAGGAAACAAAGAUUGACGAUAACACCGAAUCCUUCGAUUGUGACAUGGAGAACGAAAGCAUGCAACCCAAGAAAAAAACUAUUAAUACAAACAAAGUAGUGAAAUCUGGCAAAAAGGUUAAGAGAGGAAUAAUAUAUUUGUCCACAAUUCCAAAAUUUAUGAAUGUUACGACGAUUCGAGAAAUAUUUUCAGAAUAUGGGAAAGUGGAUAGAGUAUAUUUACAGUUAAAUAAAAAUGAAUUACAUUCAGUUAAACUUAAGAAACAGAAAAAGGCAAUCAAAUACUUUACCGAAGGUUGGGUGGAAUUUGAAAGCAAAAAGGUAGCCAAAUUUGUAGCAGCAACACUAAAUAAUACACAAAUAUCUACAAGAAAAAAGAGCAAGUUUUAUGAUGUUAUGUGGAAUAUAAAAUAUUUACACAGGUUCAAAUGGAUUCAUCUGAGUGAACGUUUAGCAUAUGAACGUGCAGUUCAUAAGCAAAGAGUUUUAACUGAGAUUGCACAAGCCAAGAGAGAAGUCAAUUUCUUCUCGUAUAAUGUAGACAGGAGUAAAAAAUUACGUAAGAAGAGUGAGAAAGGAGAAACAACAGUUUUCAAAUUACCGGAAGUUAAACAAAGGGAUACCGAUGCAGAAAUAAGAAACAGGAAAGCAAAAGCACAUGUAGAAGACAGGACAGAAUUUCUUAAAUCAAUAUUUACAUAAAAGACUUAAGAUUUAUAUUUAAUUUUGGUUUAGUCAAAACUUAAAAUGAUUUCAUUCUGAGUUUUGACUUUAAAAUUUAAAAAAUGUAACGAGAGAAGGUGGUAAAUAAAAAAAU